Molecule: messenger RNA, 6078 nt
Organism: Perca fluviatilis (European perch)
Lineage: Eukaryota; Metazoa; Chordata; Actinopteri; Perciformes; Percidae
Gene: kdm4aa
Product: lysine (K)-specific demethylase 4A, genome duplicate a
Exons: 22
Coding region: 140-3274 (1044 amino acids)
Biological process (GO): chromatin remodeling
Cellular component (GO): nucleus
Molecular function (GO): histone H3K36 demethylase activity; histone H3K9 demethylase activity
Source: RefSeq, a predicted model, not a curated record
GUCAUUGGAAUAAUGGAGGACUGUCUUUUCCACCCGGACUGAUGAUGUCUGUAUUUCUACUCUACUACCUGUGAUCUGAGAAAAAAAACAACACGUCUGCAAUUCAGCUAGUAGUUGAGGUCAAAGUAACAAACCCAAGAUGACUACAGACACGCCAGCGCAAGGCGCAGGCUCCAGGAUAAUGACGUUCCAGCCCUCCAAAGAGGAGUUCAAGGACUUCAGCCGGUACAUCGCCUAUAUGGAGUCACAAGGAGCACACAAAGCUGGAAUGGCAAAAGUUAUUCCACCCAAAAGCUGGAAACCUAGACGGACAUACGAUGACAUCGACGACCUGGUGAUUCCUGCUCCCAUUCAGCAGGUGGUGACGGGCCAGUCGGGACUGUUCACACAGUACAACAUCCAGAAGAAGCCGAUGACGGUCCACGAGUUCCGCAAGACCUCCAACCUGGACAAGUUCUGCAAUCCCCGAUACGUGGAUUUUGGCGAGUUGGAGAGGAAGUUUUGGAAGAACCUGACCUUCAACCACCCCCUUUAUGGGGCCGAUGUCAGCGGAACACUGUAUGAUCCAGAUGUGGCUGAAUGGAACAUCGGCCGCCUCAACACCAUUCUGGACACUGUGGAGAACGAGAGCGGGAUCAAGAUCAAAGGAGUCAACACGCCGUACCUUUACUUUGGGAUGUGGAAGAGCGCCUUCGCGUGGCACACGGAGGACAUGGAUCUGUACAGCAUCAACUACCUGCACUUUGGAGAGCCAAAGUCCUGGUAUGUUGUUCCACCGGAGCAUGGGAAAAGACUGGAACGACUUGCUAAGGGUUUCUUUCCAGGGAAUGCUCAGAGCUGCGAAGCCUUCUUGCGCCACAAGAUGACUUUAAUUUCCCCCUCCAUCCUGAAGAAAUAUGGCAUACCAUUUGAGAAGGUCACGCAGGAGGCCGGCCAGUUCAUUGUGACGUUCCCGUUUGGUUAUCACGCAGGUUUCAACCAUGGCUUCAACUGUGCCGAGUCCACCAACUUUGCCACCCAGCGAUGGAUUGAUUACGGCAAACAGGCGACACUGUGUUCGUGCCGGCAGGACAUGGUGAAGAUCUCCAUGGAUGUCUUUGUACGCAAAUUUCAGCCCGACCGUUACAAACUGUGGAAGGCGGGGAAAGACAACGCUCCCAUCGACCACUCCAAACCCACACCAGAGGCUGCUGUGUUCCUGAAAGAAGACAAGAGCGAGCCUUCAAAAGAGACUCCCAGUGAAGCCGGAUCUGAGGAGCCCGCUACCCCCGUCCAGGAGGACAAAAGUCCGAAGCCUCAGACUGGGACAAAGCGUCAGCUGGAAGCUGUCCAAGCCUCUGAAGACAUCAAACCUGAGCUGACCGUGAAGGAGACUGAGGAGGUGGAGCCAAAGAAGGCCAAGCUGUCACGCAAGGAGUCUCCAACUAAAGUCCCUGUCAAGCCAGAUAAAGACACAGUAAAAGUCAAGACGGAGCCUAAGAAGGAGAAAGAGACCAAGCCUCAGACUAAAUCCCAGUCCAAAGCCAGUGCGAAGAAAACCUCACACAGACAAAGCGCGUCCAAAAAAGAGAAGAACGGCGUGUCGGCUGCAGACGUCGGUCCGCCCGAGCCCGUGGCUGUGUGCUCUGAGGAGGGAGCUCAGCUGGACAGCGGCUGCAGCCCGGCACACAAGGUGUUCCAGAGGACGCUGAGCCCCGCAGACGUCCUGCACGUUCACAGCUACGCCAAAGGAGACUACGGAGAGGGAGAAGCCCCGCCUAAGGAGGAGAAGAAGAGUGAGGGCAGUGACACGGAGACGGAGAAAGACAGCAGACAUGUUAGCAAAGCACAGGUGGCAGAAGAGUUGGCUGCAGAUGGAGAGCUGGAGAGCGAUCUAGGGCAGCUGCCAGGCCACCAUCCGCUCAUAAAGGACGGCAUGAGUGAUGAAGAGGCUCCAGAGGAGGCCCCCCCAGUAGAGGAGGGCGGCCUGGAAGGAGAGAGCUGGGCUAAACCUCUGGCCCACCUGUGGCAGAACAGACCUCCCAACCUGAAGAAAGAGAGAGAGUACAACCAGCUCAUGGAAUCCAAACCUCCGUACUGCUCCAUCUGCAGGCUGUUUCACACCUACCAGCAGACCGAGUGUGGGAACAGCGGAGACAAGCCUGUCAUGGUGGCUGGCGGGCGGAUGCGGACCAAACCUCUGAUCCCAGAGAUGUGUUUCACCACCACCACGGAGGAGGACUCCGAGUGCGAGGAGCAGCCCGUCACGCCUCAUCUGGAGGAAGAUGGAACCAGCCUCCUCAUCAGCUGCUCUCAGUGCAGCAUCCGGGUUCACACCAGCUGUUACGGUGUGGACCCAGCCAGUGUGAGCAAGGAGUGGAAAUGUGCGCGCUGCAAAGCCAACGCCAUGACUGAGAAUUGCUGUUUGUGUUCGCUGAGAGGGGGAGCCUUGCAGAAAGCUAACAACAACAAGUGGGUACAUGUGCUGUGUGCAGUGGCUGUGCUGGAGGCUCGCUUUGUCAACAUCACUGAAAGAAGUCCUGUGGAUUUAAGUGGAAUCCCUUUGCAAAGAUUUAAACUGAAAUGUUACUAUUGUAAGAAGCGGAUGAAGAAGGCGUCUGGCUGCUGCGUACAGUGCUCCCAUGGCCGCUGUCCCACUGCCUACCACCCCACCUGUGCCCAGGCUGCUGGAGUACUCAUGCAGCCGGAUCAGUGGCCCUUUGUGGUCCAUGUUACCUGCUGUCGACACAAAGGCCCCACUCAGAUUGAGCGCAACAAAGCUGCAAUGCAGGAGCUGACUGUGGGACAGAAGGUGAUAUGCAAGCACAAGAAUGGCCGCUACUACCAGUGUGACGUGGUGCAGCUGUCUAAAGAGACGUUUUACGAAGUCAACUUUGAUGACGGUUCCUUCAGCGACAAUCUCUUCCCCGAAGACAUCGUGAGCCGAGACUGUGCUCAGCUCGGACCCCCACCCCCGGGUGAAGUGGUUCAGGUGCGAUGGACAGACGGCCUGGUGUACGGGGCCAAAUUUGUGGCAGCGCAUGCCAUCCACAUGUACCUGGUGGAGUUCGAGGAUGGGUCACAGCUAACAGCCAAGAGAGAUGAUGUCUACUCUCUGGAUGAGGAACUCCCCAAGAGAGUCAAAUCCAGACUGUCCAAAGCGUCGGACAUGAGAUUCGACGGCAUCUUUGAAGAGAAGGAGAUCAUCCAGGAGUCCAAGAGACAGAGGGUGAUCAACUCGCGUUACAGGGGGGACUACAUAGAGCCUGUGAUUUACAGAGCCAUCAUGGAGUAACACCCACCCCACCCACCCACCCACACAGCACCAGACUGACCCGUGCUCACUGUACCUUAACCUAGCAGCUAGCCGCUGACAAGAGUGUAGCUCCGGACCACUUUCUUCUGGACUCGCUUUGGACUGUUUUUUUUUUUACUUCUCGUUCAUCCGUCUUUGUUCAUUCAAUGACAGUUCUAUUUGCUUUUGUCUGACCGCGAAACAGGAAACAGCAGUAUUUUAUUUUUUUCAGUUUUUCCAGAGGACUUAGGCCCAGCCCUGGCAGGACACAAAAGUAGGAAGUAAGACAAAAAUGACAUGUGUACUAAAGUAGCAUUUUGACAGUAAGGCACCUGUGUGUGUUUAAAAAAAAAAAAAAAAAAAAAAAAAACAAUGUUGGAGUUCAACUUUAAUUACAGUAAUGUUCAAUAAAUGGAUAUUUACUAAACAUUUUAAUAAAUAUGCAACACAGGUGUUUAAGUUUCAAGGAUAAUAUCAGCGUCAUUUUAUUUAUUUAUUUCUGCCGUUAGUGGCUAUGAUACGGAGCCCAACUGGUCUCAAAGGUAAAAGUUUAGAUUGAUUUUAUUUCAGAUUUGUAAAAUACUAAAUUGUGCCCUAAAAUGGCUGAAUAAAUUAUUUAAAAGUAAAAGCCUUGUCAAGCCUUGCCAUCAUUCGUUUAGUUCCAGUCCCUCCCACACUUCUUAAUUUAAUAACUAAUUUGUGUGCCCGAGUUAUUAAUUUGAGGGUACGAUUUUCUAAAGUGUAUGCUGGAAUUUCUCAAAAUAGUUUGGGGCUGCAACUAGCGAUUUAUUUUCAUUAAUUAAUCUGCCACUUAUUUUAUUUAUUUUUGACAAUUUUAUUUUGUCAGAAAGGAGUGAAAAAGGCUCAGCAGAAUUUUCUUGAGCUGAAAUGAUAAAUAUUCAUGUUUGUGCAUUAUUAUUAAAGUUUUAAUGCUGUUUGGAAUAAUAUAAACAGAGGAAAGCAGCAAGCUUCACAUUGCGAAGCAGGAAGCAGUCGAUAUUUGACAUUUUUGCUUGAACAUGGACUAAAAUGAUUCAUGUUGACUUGAGAUGUUACCGCUGAUUCCCGCCGGGCUCGAGUUCUGCUAUGCUAAUUUCAUAAAAAAAAAAAAAUUUAUUUAGAAAUGCGAACAUAACAUGAAUUAAAAUAAUGAAUUCCUUAAAAUUAGAUAUUGAAAUAGGGCCGCUUGCAGAGACAGGGCCAGAAUAUUAACUCCAACCAACACAAGUCAUAACUUAAAAAUUUAAAAAAGUCCUGUAUCCAACACAAAAGGUGGCGAAUGUGUCAGGUAGCAGAGCUCGACGCUCGGCCCGUCAGUUAGCUUCAUUGCGUAAUACGUAUUGUCUUUACGAACCUCUCUAAGUUUAAAGUCACACAUCAUUGAAACAAGUAUUUUUUUUUAACCCUUGUGUUGUCUUUUCCAUUUGAGAAUACACUUGCUGGGUCAAAACUGAACACUUUUUCUGUCCUUUUUGUCUCUUUUUUCGACACUUUUGGUGCUUUUUUUCAAUGUUUUUGGUGACGUUUAACACUUUUUUUCAUUCCCACGUACAGUAUAAACACCACUAACACCAACUCAUUACUAGUUUUACACCUAUUUUUGGAAUUCAUGGUCAAUAAAUGUAAUUUAUAGGAAAUUACAUGUAAUUCUUGAGUUAAAAAAAACAUAAAUUAGGAAUUAUUUAGACUGUUAUUAAAGGAAGGAUCAUCACAGAAGGGUAUAUGUCAAAGUUCAGUCAGGAUAUAUUUUUUUCAAAUGCUAAAAAAUUUAAUCAAACACCCUAAAAUUCACUGUAAGUAGAGAUCCACUCUUUUGUUGUACUUGCAAAGCGCGUUGUAUGGAACCAUCCGUGUUAUUUUUGGGUAAUUUGAUUUUAUUAGGAUCCCCAUUAGCUGAUGCAGAACAUCAGAUACUCUUCCUGGGGUCCACUUACACCCAAUUACAAUUGGGUAGUUAAAAAGAAACCCAUAUUUCUGAUACAGAAAUUUAGAAAACGGGUCAAAUUUGACCCUAAGACAACACAAGGGUUAACAUGAGUUGCAAUAGCCACAGUUAUGGUUAGACUCUUUACAUGCGUUAAUCAGAAAACUAAUUUGCGCUGAUAUUAUCCUUUUUUAUUAUAGGAAUACUUCACCUUUUUUAUCCGUUAGCUACUUUCCUCCGAUAGCCUGGAAUGAUGCACAGAAUGUUUGUACUUGCGAUACAUGAAAAAGUGCCAGGCCAUUUUGCGAACAAAAUAGAAGAGAGACAAGAGAGUUACAGGUGGAAUAUUUUUACUGAAACUACUGAAAGUGUACCCAUACCUAAUCAAUACUUAUUUUCAAUACAUUACUUUGAAAAAUUGAGGGUUUUUGCGCAUGUGCGUGGAAGAAAAAGCCAAAAAAAAAAGCCAAAGUUCUUAAAUGUUGUCGAAACGCAAAAAGUUUUUGCCUCAAAAUUGGCUAAACAUUCAGUUGUUAUCAGGAACUAUCUGCUCAAAGAGUAAGUAAACAAGAUCACAAAUCUGACCAGAUAUUCACUGACAGCUUUUUCAAAUGGAUAUCAAUAUUCGAAAGAAAAGUACUUGAGUAGUAGAAUAAAAAAUUAAAUUAAAAAAAAAAAGUUCACAGACAAACAUUUGUGAUGAGGAUUGGUGGAGCAUGGCAUUCAUUCGUGACCUUAGUAACAGACGCAGGAAUAAACAGAUCUCAAAGGUCCUUCUUAGGCUAUGUUCUCACUUUUUUUUUUUUUAAGCUGCCAGAGUCUGUUUUACGUUAUAAUCCACAGACUUCUUUUCUGCAGCUCGGAGCGUCUUUUUGAAGUU